AGUUGAAACACUCCAUUUAGGGAGAAAUAUUUGAGUGAAUUAUAUCCCAUCAUUUAUACAAAAUGAAAAAUCAUUGAGUGAAUUAUAUCCCAUCAUUUAUACAAAAUGAAAAAUCAUUGUUUGUGGGAUCCAAAAACUUCCCCCACCCACAUUUUUUUCCUAUAAAAACCACAACACCUUCACCAAAUUACUUCACAAAAUCCCAAAUAGAAAGAACAAAAAAGAUGGGGAUGAAGCUCUCCGCCAUUUCCCUUUUCCUCUUCCUCUUCUUCAACCUCUCUUCUCUUCUGAACACUCUCGCUUGUGAUUGUGACAAAUCCCCAUCUAACCCUCCUUCCCCUAAACCCAAACAUCCGCCCCACCACAAACCGCCCCAUUACCCCCCUAAACCCCCCAAGUCUCCGCCUUACAAACCCCCAAAAUCUCCAAAAUCCCCUCCUCCCUACAAACCCCCCACUGUCAAACCACCUCCCCCGUACAUCCCAAAACCACCCACCGUAAAACCACCUCCUCCCUACGUCCCCAAACCCCCCACCGUCAAACCCCCUCCCCCUUACGUCCAACCCCCCGUUGCUAAACCCCCACCGCCGCCGUCCCCUCCGCCUCCAGUCGUAUACCCAUCACCGCCUCCCCCUCCUCCAGUGUAUGUUCCCGUGCCGCCUAGUCCACCAUUAAAGCCAGCGCCAGUUGUUCCAUCGCCAUCGACGCCAUGUCCUCCGCCGCCGCCGAAACCGGAGACAUGCCCCAUUGACACGCUGAAGUUGGGAGCGUGUGUGGACUUGUUGGGUGGGUUGAUCCAUAUCGGAAUUGGUGACCGUACGAAACAAACUUGUUGCCCUGUUCUUGAAGGACUAGUGGACUUGGAUGCGGCAGUUUGUUUGUGUACCACCAUUAAAGCUAAGCUUCUUAAUAUUAACCUUAUCAUUCCCAUUGCCCUUCAAGUCCUUAUCGAUUGUGGGAAACACCCUCCCUCUGGUUUCCAAUGCCCUAAUUACUAAACUCACUCCACUCAUCCCUUUCAGGAGUCACGGGCGCAGCUGUAGCUAUUUAUUACAUAUAGUAAAAUAAUAAUGAUAUUAUUAUUCGAAAUUGGGAAGUGAGAAGCAAAAGACAAGACUGCUUUUUCUUCUUCUUCUUUUCUGAACGUGAAAUGUUUGUUAUUUUUGUUGUUAUUUUUGAGUUUGAGUUCGAGUUCGAGUUCGUGUAGUGUUUUAAUACCAAAUCUAUGUACUGUGCCAUUAAAUGUGACUAUUAAUGAAUCUUCUUUAAUCAUUUAA
Messenger RNA from Cucumis melo (muskmelon), 1277 nucleotides. Its product is annotated as 36.4 kDa proline-rich protein. NCBI's taxonomy places the organism in Eukaryota, Viridiplantae, Streptophyta, Magnoliopsida, Cucurbitales, Cucurbitaceae. The coding region runs from base 225 to 998 and encodes 257 amino acids. The record is from RefSeq and is a predicted model, not a curated record. The transcript is spliced from 2 exons.